AUAGUCACCAGUUUGUAUUCAUGGGUGCAAGUUGUCAGGAUCAGAAAAAAGCGUUGGCGGUCUGCCUACAGAGAUCACCAUGCGUGCUCAUCGAGAGAAACACUCCCAAAGACUGUCUCACCAAACCAGAAUUGAAGAAAGAUCUCCCGGCACUCUGUGUAGCCAACUUCCUCUCGUACAUGGAGUGCAAGAACGGAUAUUUCGACAUGACCAAACGAAUGAGAGGUAAUGCUCCGUUGUCUACUGGGAAAUACGACCAAAUCUACGAUAACUUAUCGAGUGGGAACUUUGAUGCCAAAGAAGAAAUGAGGAAACUAGAGGUGCUCAACCGCAACUUAUCGCGGGAAUCUCCUUCUAAGUAGUACACCCUCAUUAGGCCCUUCUGUAAAUAGGUAAUAACACACAUUGUAUGC
Molecule: messenger RNA, 413 nt
Organism: Yamadazyma tenuis ATCC 10573
Lineage: Eukaryota; Fungi; Ascomycota; Pichiomycetes; Serinales; Debaryomycetaceae
Source: RefSeq, a predicted model, not a curated record